AACAACUUUUGAACCUUAUUCGCAAGGAAGAGUAUUACUAGCUGAACUUUGCUUUAUAUACAGUGCUACAAAAGUAUUGCAAACAAGGGUGACGAGGACCUUGCCUCUUAACCUGGCUCUGUCAUGGAUGAAGAGACUCAGCACAGCCUUGAAUGCAUCCAAGCUAAUCAGAUCUUCCCCAGGAAGCAGCUGAUCCGAGAGGAUGAGAAUCUCCAGGUCCCUUUUCUAGAACUUCAUGGUGAAAGCACAGAAUACGUGGGACGAGCAGAAGAUGCCAUUAUUGCACUUUCCAACUACAGGCUUCACAUCAAAUUUAAGGAAUCCAUUGUGAAUGUUCCAUUACAGCUUAUAGAAAACGUUGAAUGCCGGGACAUAUUUCAGCUUCACUUGACUUGUAAGGACUGUAAAGUUAUAAGGUGUCAGUUUUCUACCUUUGAGCAGUGUCAAGAAUGGCUUAAACGGCUGAAUAAUGCAAUCCGUCCUCCAUCAAAGAUAGAAGAUCUGUUUUCAUUUGCUUACCAUGCCUGGUGUAUGGAGGUGUACGCUAGUGAGAAAGAACAGCAUGGUGAUUUGUGUAGACCAGGCGAUCAUGUAACAUCAAGAUUUAAAAACGAGGUUGAAAGGAUGGGUUUUGAUAUGAACAAUGCCUGGAGGAUUUCCAAUAUCAAUGAGAAGUACAAACUUUGCAGUAGCUACCCUCAAGAACUCAUAGUUCCUGCUUGGAUCACAGACAAAGAGCUGGAGAGUGUGGCAGGCUUCCGAUCUUGGAAACGCAUCCCUGCUGUAGUUUACAGGCACCAGAGCAAUGGAGCUGUAAUUUCCCGUUGUGGGCAGCCUGAAGUCAGUUGGUGGGGCUGGAGAAAUGCCGAUGAUGAACAUCUUGUCCAGUCAGUGGCCAAAGCCUGUGCUUCAGACUCUAGGUCCAACAACAGUAAACUAAUGAAUGGAAACUGUUCAAGAGACUUUUCUAAUGGAGGAGACUUCUCUGAUAUGGAAUUUGAUUCCUCCAUGUCAAAUGCUUCAGGAACUGAAAGCUUAGCUAUCCAGCCUCAGAAACUCUUGAUCUUGGAUGCACGCUCUUAUGCAGCUGCUGUGGCAAACAGGGCCAAAGGAGGAGGCUGUGAAUGCCCAGAGUAUUAUCCAAACUGUGAAGUAGUGUUCAUGGGAAUGGCAAACAUCCAUUCCAUCCGGAAGAGUUUUCAGUCGCUGCGUUUGCUCUGCACACAAAUGCCAGACCCUGGAAACUGGCUAUCGGCUUUGGAAAGCACCAAAUGGCUGCAGCACCUGUCUGUGCUCCUGAAAUCGGCACUGCUGGUAGUUCAUGCAGUGGACAGAGACCAGCGACCUGUCUUGGUGCAUUGUUCAGAUGGCUGGGACCGAACACCGCAGAUAGUGGCUCUGUCUAAGCUGCUACUGGAUCCAUAUUACAGGACCAUAGAGGGUUUCCAGGUGCUGGUGGAAACGGAGUGGCUGGAUUUUGGCCAUAAAUUUGCUGAUCGCUGUGGCCAUGGUGAGAAUUCGGAUGACCUGAAUGAACGCUGCCCAGUGUUUUUGCAGUGGCUCGACUGUGUCCAUCAGCUCCAGAGGCAAUUCCCUUGCUCUUUCGAGUUUAACGAAGCAUUCCUUGUCAAGUUGGUGCAGCACACCUACUCUUGCCUUUUUGGUACAUUCCUGUGCAACAAUGCGAAGGAGAGAGGAGAAAAACACACCCAAGAAAGGACAUGUUCAGUUUGGUCUCUGCUGCGAGCAGGAAACAAAGCCUUCAAAAAUCUGCUCUACUCCUCCCAGUCGGAAUCUGUGCUGUAUCCUGUGUGCCACGUACGAAACCUAAUGCUUUGGAGUGCAGUUUACUUGCCGUGUUCUUCCCCUUCUACCCCAGCGGAUGAUACCUGUGCCCCUUAUCCAGUCCCAAACUCCACUCCUGAAGAUCAGCCUCUGGGCAGGCUACCAAAGACAAGGUCCUUUGACAAUCUGACAACGGCCUGUGACAGCGGUGUACCUACAACCAACCGGCGCAGUAGCGACCCCAGCCUCAACGAGAAAUGGCAGGAACAUCGGCGUUCUCUGGAGCUUAGCAGCCUUGGGAAUCCAGGGGAUGAUCUCUUUGAUGGAGAGAACCUGGGCAAACAAGGCAGGACUCUGGUUGGAGCAGAGCUUUCUGUGGCUGCAGGUGUAGCAGAAGGACAGAUGGUGAAUAUCUUACAAGAGGCUACCAAGGAGGAAGGGGCCCUGGAGGAAAGCUUGAGGAGCACUGUGGAAACAGCAGAUAAAGAAGGGGAAGAGGAUGUUCCCCAGGGUAAAGAAAGCAGGACUGAAAACUUGGAUGGCUAUGCUGAUAGUCAGCAUAAAAAGAUUGAGAUGGAGGCAAAAACUCUUGUGGACAAUCAAGUUUCCAUCCAACAGGUGGAUUCACAGGAUGCUUUUGAGCUUCAAGGACAAGAGAAUGAGCAUAUAGCUGUCCAGAAGCCAUCUCAGGUGAGAGGACUGCAGACUGGCUUUUUGGACAGCAUUGUAAAUAGUAGCGUUCAAAGAGCAGAGGAGGACAAUGCUAGACUAUCUGUAGAAACUGAACACCCCCAUGGUACCCCCCAGCCUAGCCCACCGUCGCCUGUCCUGCAGGAGGCAGGAAUAUCAAACAUGGAGAGUUCUACUGAAACCUUAACAGAGAAUGGAACUAAGCCAGAGCUGAUCCAAAAUGUCCCUUGCCGUUGGUUCCAUUCCACGGGAAACAGUGCUGAUCAACUUGCUCAGACUGUUGAAAGUAGACCUGAGAGGGAGGACACGAUAGAACUUCACAGAUUGGCAACAAACUUAAACAGGACUCCUAAGAUCAGCAGCAUGCACAACCUGUUGCCUUCACCUUGUGCCUUGCCUUUAAGUGAAUGUAAAGAAGAGAUUGUUUGUAAUGGGGAGCUGGAGUCAGAGAACAAGGUGACAGAGAAACCUGCGGGGUUCAGUGUUGGCCAGAAAUACCCCGCGCCAAAUGGACACUGUGUGAAUGGAGAGGAAGGUAGGAUAAAGGUCCCUCUGAGCCGGCAGGUCUCCACAGCUAGCUGCAGUUCUGCUCCGUUGCAUCUGAGGAACUUGCACCACAAGGGGGUUCAUACCGCUGCAGGCCGGCAGCAGACAGCAAACAGCCCGGACCAGCCUGCACGUAGCCAUCUGGAUGACGAUGGGAUGCCAAUUUAUGCUGAUGUGAUUCAGCAACGCCUCCGCCAGAUCGAAAGCGGACAUCAGCAAGAGGUGGAGACAUUAAAGAAGCAGGUGCAAGAAUUGAGGAGCCGGUUGGAGAGUCAGUACCUGAACAGCUCACUACGUUUCAAUGGUGACUAUGGAGAUGAAGUGACUUCUAUACCUGACUCGGAAAGCAAUCUGGAUCAGAACUGCUUGUCUCGCUGCAGUACAGAGAUUUUCUCUGAAGCCAGCUGGGAGCAGGUGGAUAAACAGGACACAGAGGUGACGCGGUGGCUUCCUGAUCACCUGGCUGCACACUGUUAUGGCUGCGACAGUGCGUUUUGGCUUGCUAGCAGGAAGCAUCACUGCAGGGACCCUGAACGUGUUGAUCAGACUUGGAAUUGUGGGAAUGUGUUUUGCUCCAGCUGCUGUAACCAGAAGGUGCCAGUCCCCAGCCAGCAGCUCUUCGAACCCAGCCGGGUCUGCAAAUCCUGCUACAGCAGCUUGCAUCCUAACAGCUCCAGCCUUGAUCUCGAACUGGACAAGCCUAUUGCUGCCACUUCAAACUGAAGCUCCAGCCUGCAAGGAAGCUGGGGGAGAGGCUGCCGCCUUCACCCCCCUAAGCGGACACGCGCCUCCUCGAUGGACUGAAGCUGGUUGGACUGGAGAGGCUGUGCACUUUGGAGCGGAGAGUGCAGAACACUGCUCAGAGGGCGAGUGUGAGGAUGUAUCUGCGGAGUGUGGAAACCUCUCCUCUCCAUCUGUUGCUCCCCAUUUCCUUCUCAUCCUACUUGUGUGUUAUAUUGUGUUGAUUUUGCUGAAAGACUGUGAAAAAGGGGGCUGGGCCUGGAAAUCUGUUUUUCCCCCCCACAGGCAUUUUUUGCUGCCCUGCUGAUGAAUUGCGCUGCAGACAGAUAGCUCCUGUCUUACCCCAGAUGAGAGUAGGUGCAAUCAGUGCAGGGACAUUGUGAAUACCUGUAGCAUCAGUGCUAGUGCUUUCAGUCACUCCUGUUGCUUCCCAACAACAAACUGCUGUUUGGGAAGUUGUUGCUGCUAGAAGAAGUGGAAGCUGCCUUCUCAAGAGAACUCUCUCCCUCUCUGUUCUUAGAGUGGGUUUAGUUAUCCUUGCUGCAUGAAAAAGUGGGAGCCGGUCGCAGUUCACCUCACUGGGCAAUUCUUUGCCAAUGUCGGCCAACCUGUGGCUUGGAGUGGGAAAUGUCAGGACAGUUAUGGCUAAAGGAAGUGUGUGCUUGUUUGAGGGAAGUGUGAGGGAAGGUGAUUGGGCAGGCCACCUGUUCCCAGGGUGGGUUUUUUUUUUAACUGGCACCUCUAUGUAAGAUGCAACCUAUUUU
Euleptes europaea (tarantolino) is the source of this 4526-nucleotide messenger RNA. RefSeq names its product myotubularin related protein 3 (gene MTMR3). Bases 124 to 3744 code for a protein of 1206 amino acids. Gene Ontology annotation, molecular function: phosphatidylinositol-3-phosphate phosphatase activity; phosphatidylinositol-3,5-bisphosphate 3-phosphatase activity; protein phosphatase binding. Gene Ontology annotation, biological process: regulation of autophagy; dephosphorylation. Lineage: Eukaryota; Metazoa; Chordata; Lepidosauria; Squamata; Sphaerodactylidae. The record is from RefSeq and is a predicted model, not a curated record. The transcript is spliced from 20 exons.